AUGUGCCGUUUGGCGUUAAGUGACCGUGCACUUGUACCGCUUCGUUGCUGCAAGAAAGAGAUGCCCGAAGACUACGUGCGGGAAGCACUGACGCGGCCUGGAGAUUAUACUAAGUACCAAACGCUCGUCAAGGAGAGAAACUGGAAGGUAUCAGAUCUUGAAUCGGAUACAGAGUAUACGGCAACAGUAGUUGCCGUAGGAGCCAAACAGUGCCCUGGGUGUGGCAUUGGCGUACAGCGUGACUUCGGAUGUGUUCACAUGACGUGCCCCAACGGUCAUCAAUUUUGCUACACGUGCCUACGGCGUUGGGGAUCCUGUCACUGCCCUCUGAUCCCGGAUGCUGAGCUGCGAGAGAUUCUUGGCGAGUGA
Messenger RNA from Hyaloperonospora brassicae, 369 nucleotides. NCBI's taxonomy places the organism in Eukaryota, Oomycota, Peronosporomycetes, Peronosporales, Peronosporaceae. The record is from the annotation of a GenBank genome assembly.